Molecule: messenger RNA, 744 nt
Organism: Sus scrofa (pig)
Lineage: Eukaryota; Metazoa; Chordata; Mammalia; Artiodactyla; Suidae
Gene: POLR1H
Product: RNA polymerase I subunit H
Biological process (GO): termination of RNA polymerase I transcription; DNA-templated transcription
Cellular component (GO): RNA polymerase I complex
Molecular function (GO): zinc ion binding; nucleic acid binding
Source: RefSeq, marked provisional
GCGGAGCCGGCGCUCUAGCCCGUGAAGUUGACUUGCUCCUCUCGCCUGCCCCAGGAAAGACCCCCAGCGUAGUUGUACCCGACGCGGGAUAGGGAUUCCGGAAGUUUGGGCUCCUUAGUCACAGAGGCACAAGCCCUCGACCACCCGUCUGUCAUGGACCUCGCCCGCACAUCCUCUAGCUUUCAGUCGGACUUGGAUUUCUGUCCGGAUUGCGGCUCGGUCCUGCCUCUGCCCGGGACUCAGGAUGCGGUCAUUUGUACUCGCUGUGGCUUCUCCAUCAACGUGCGGGACUUUGAGGGGAAGGUUGUGAAGACCUCAGUUGUGUUCCAGAAAGUGGGGACAGCCAUGCCUAUGUCGAUGGAGGAAGGACCUGAGUUCCAGGGACCCGUGGUUGACAGGCGCUGUCCUCGUUGUGGUCAUGAGGGAAUGGCAUACCACACCAGACAGAUGCGCUCAGCCGAUGAAGGGCAGACUGUCUUCUACACCUGUACCAACUGCAAGUUCCAGGAGAAAGAAGACUCUUGACUUUUUUUUUUUUUUUGAACGACUUAACAGUCCCUCCUUCUCCUCUUCCUUGGAAAGUGAAGAAUGUUGGAUUCUUAGAUCCUCUGUCCAUUUCCUGACUGCAGUGUUUUUCUCCCAGAGGAAAAGCAGAUCAUCACAUGGGGAUUACUGUUGUCCCAGAGUGCUCCUACCCCAGUUGUUUCUUUAUUAAAAUAAUAUUUUUCUAUUAAGAGCCAGACA